This is a messenger RNA of Ambispora gerdemannii, 630 nucleotides long. The record is from the annotation of a GenBank genome assembly. Lineage: Eukaryota; Fungi; Glomeromycota; Glomeromycetes; Archaeosporales; Ambisporaceae.
AUGAGCAUGUUCACAUUUUUCAAAGUAUUAAAGAAAGGUUUUAAUAACUUUGAUAUUUCACAUCAUUUAACUCCGUUAAUUUCACAAAAUGACGAAUUCAACGACGAUGUAUUUUUUAAAUAUUUGAAUGACAAUGCAAUCACUGCAAAUGACUUUAUUUUCCUUUGCUGGUAUUGGCAUUUGAUGUAUAACAACUUCAAGAGUUUAGAUUACAACUUUAUUGUUCGUAACGUCGAAAGAGCUGCUCAUCUCGAACCUACCAAUAUUUUCGCGCAGUUCUAUAUUGCCCAGUGCACCUUACAUGGAACCGGAACCAGCGAGAAUUCAGAGCGCGCUUUUGAACUUGCCAAAAAAUUUUCGGAAACCGGCAAUUAUUUGUGUCAGUAUUUACUCGCAUGUUAUUUUUAUAAAAAUGUUAAGAGAGAUAAUUAUGUGAAGGCGUUUGUUUUGAUACAAUCAGCUGCUUUAAAUGGUCAUAUUUAUGCUCAGAUGGAUUUGGCCCUUUGGUAUGAACUUGGUAUAGGAACUGUGAAAGAUUCGCAUAAGGCAAUUUAUUGGCAUGUCAAGAAGCAUCAGGAGGAUAAUCAGCUCGAUAGUUUGAACUGCAUUUUUCGGCAAAACAAAUUCUAA